Striga asiatica is the source of this 735-nucleotide messenger RNA. The record is from the annotation of a GenBank genome assembly. NCBI's taxonomy places the organism in Eukaryota, Viridiplantae, Streptophyta, Magnoliopsida, Lamiales, Orobanchaceae.
AUUUCUCGACUUUUUUUGUCUUUUACAGUUACUGCUCCGGCUGGGUUCCCUGAUCACCCACACAGAGGCUUCGAGACCGUUACCUACAUGCUGCAGGGAGGUGUAACACACGAAGACUUUGAAGGGCACAAAGGCACCAUAGAAGCGGGUGAUUUGCAAUGGAUGACUGCUGGACGAGGGAUUGUCCACUCAGAAAUGCCAGCUUCUGAAGGCACUCACAAAGGCUUACAAUUGUGGAUAAACCUCUCUUCCCAAUAUAAAAUUAAGGAUAUUUGUAAGGCCAAAAGGGAUGGUGUGAAAGUGAAAGUUAUUGCAGGGGAGGCCCUCGGAGUACAAUCUCCUAUAUUUACUCGAACGCCCACAAUGUUUCUUGAUUUUACUCUAAAGCCCGGAGCCAUGAUCCAACAGCCCAUACUAUCAUCAUGGAAUGCAUUUGUAUACGUGUUAGAGGGAGAGGGCAAAUUCGGUAAUUCACGUUCUUCGCCUGUGUCGGCCCAUCACAUUCUUCUUCUUGGGCCCGGUGAUGGGCUUGAGGCUUGGAAUAAGUCCUCCAAAUCUCUAAGGUUUGUUCUGAUUGGAGGAGAGCCAUUGGAGGAGCCAGUUGUGCAGUAUGGUCCUUUUGUCAUGAAUACACAACAACAAAUUGAUCAAACUAUUGAGGAUUACGAAAAUUUCACUAAUGGAUUUGAGAAAGCAAGAUACUGGAAAUCCGAGUCCGCGGCUGUUUUUGAUUAU